AUGGCGACUAUUGAAGUAGCGUCACCGCUAGACGCCACGGACAACGCGGUGCCGCCGCUGCCGCCGCUAGCGUUCCUGCCGCCGCCGCUCCUGCCGCCGCUGCCGCGCGCGCCGCCGCCGCUGCUGCCGCCGCUGCCGCGCCCGCCGCCGCUGGGCCGGCUGCCCUCACCACACCCGCCGAGAUACGGCGACAGGCGUUACUCGCCCGACAGUAGAUACUCGCCAGAGAGCAGAUACUCGCCCGAGACAGUGCGCUACUCGCCCGACAGCCGCUACUCGCCGCGCUCGAGGCGCUCGCCCUACUCGCCGCGCUCGCGGAGACGCUCCAGCAGAGACAGGUACUCGGACGGGCGCGGGUCGCGGUCGCGCAACGGGCCGGCCGACACGGAGACGGAGUACAACUCCGACAGUCCCACGCGCGAGCCGCGCCGCCGCCGCCGUUACUCCAGGCAUGAUGGUCCAAGCUCAGGGUCGGGAUGCUCAUCGGAAUCGGAUAAAUGAGAAUCAUAGUGUUCGUUAGGUUACUGUAAUGAUCUAAUAUUGUUGAGGCCAAAACUAAACUCGCUGGCGGGCGAUUAGCUGGUAACGAGACGUUAACAAUCACAACGGAAUUGGUAACAGUAGACGACUGCUUUAAAACACUGUUAUUAUAAAUAGAAGCACUAGAAACAAAUUAAGCAGAGCAGAGAAAUAUGUAAGCUGCAGCUCAGAAAUAAAUGAAUUA
Ostrinia furnacalis (Asian corn borer) is the source of this 724-nucleotide messenger RNA. Its product is annotated as submaxillary gland androgen-regulated protein 3A-like. The transcript has 5 exons. The record is from RefSeq and is a predicted model, not a curated record. Bases 1 to 501 code for a protein of 166 amino acids. Lineage: Eukaryota; Metazoa; Arthropoda; Insecta; Lepidoptera; Crambidae.